CGCGACAGCGACCCCCGCAGUUCCCGGGCCCCGCGCAGCUCACGGGUGCCGGCAGGUGCGCUGUGCGCGGGACCCUGCGCUCAGGUCCCCCCCCCGCGCCCGGCGCACCGCCCUCUCCGCCCCGCCCCGCUCCGCCCCCGCCCGCCCGCGGGCGGCCCGGGGCUGGGCCUGCAGCUGCGGUCUGCUAGCAGCGCACCGGGCAUGGGCCGGUGAGAGCGCCGAGGCUCCGCGCCGUGGCCUCUCGUCGCCGUGCGCGUCCGGCCGGGGAGUGCGCCCGCUCGCGGCGGGGAGCGCGCGGGAGGGCGGCGGAGACUCGGGCCCGCGGCUGCGGCGGCUGUGUGCGCCCGGCUCGGAGCGGGGCCGCGAUGCGCUGAGCGCGGCGGGUAGAGCGCGCGCCUGGCUCCUCUCGGCUGCGGCGCGGGGCGGGGGCUGAGCCCAUGGCAGCCGCGGGCGCUCGGCGGGGCUUCUGGACGCCGUGGCCAUCGCUGCUGCUGCUGCUUUUGCAGGUGGCGGGGCCCGCGGGCGCCCUCGCCGAGACCCUGCGGGGCGCGCACAGAGCCAUGGGCAGCAGCUCCAGCCCGCCCAGCCCCGCGAGCGUGGUGGCGCCCGGAACGACGCCUUUUGAGGAGAGUCGCCUGCCGGUGUUCACCCUGGACUACCCCCACGUGCAGAUCCCCUUCGAGAUCACCCUGUGGAUCCUGCUGGCCUCCUUGGCCAAGAUCGGCUUCCAUCUCUAUCACAAGUUGCCCACAAUCGUUCCUGAGAGCUGCCUUCUUAUUAUGGUUGGACUUCUCCUAGGUGGGAUUAUUUUUGGAGUUGAUGAAAAGUCUCCCCCAGCAAUGAAGACAGAUGUGUUUUUCCUCUAUCUCCUCCCACCCAUUGUGCUCGAUGCGGGAUAUUUCAUGCCCACUCGUCCAUUCUUUGAGAACAUCGGCACUAUUUUCUGGUAUGCUGUGGUAGGCACUCUGUGGAACUCCAUUGGCAUUGGGGUGUCCCUGUUUGGUAUCUGCCAGAUUGAAGCCUUUGGCCUGAGUGACAUCACUCUGCUGCAGAAUCUGCUCUUUGGCAGCUUGAUCUCAGCAGUGGAUCCUGUGGCUGUUCUCGCGGUCUUUGAGAACAUUCAUGUCAAUGAGCAGCUCUACAUUCUGGUCUUUGGAGAGUCCCUGCUGAAUGAUGCAGUGACAGUGGUCCUGUACAACUUGUUCAAGUCUUUUUGCCAGAUGAAAACCAUUGAGACCAUUGACGUGUUUGCUGGAAUUGCUAACUUCUUUGUUGUGGGAAUUGGUGGGGUGUUGAUUGGCAUCUUCCUGGGAUUUAUAGCGGCAUUUACGACUCGGUUCACACAUAAUAUUAGAGUGAUUGAGCCACUCUUUGUCUUCCUGUACAGUUAUCUGUCCUAUAUCACAGCCGAAAUGUUUCACCUCUCAGGGAUCAUGGCAAUCACUGCUUGUGCCAUGACAAUGAAUAAGUAUGUGGAGGAAAAUGUAUCUCAGAAAUCCUACACCACCAUCAAAUAUUUCAUGAAGAUGCUGAGCAGUGUCAGUGAGACCCUGAUCUUCAUUUUUAUGGGGGUGUCCACCGUUGGGAAGAACCAUGAGUGGAACUGGGCUUUCGUCUGUUUCACCUUGGCCUUCUGCCUGAUUUGGAGAGCACUGGGUGUUUUUGUCCUGACACAAGUCAUUAACUGGUUCCGGACCAUCCCCCUGACCUUUAAGGACCAAUUCAUCAUUGCCUACGGGGGGCUUCGGGGCGCCAUCUGCUUUGCCCUCGUGUUUCUCCUCCCUGCUACUGUGUUUCCUCGGAAAAAGCUCUUCAUUACAGCGGCCAUCGUUGUCAUCUUCUUUACCGUUUUCAUCCUGGGAAUAACUAUCCGACCACUGGUGGAGUUCCUUGAUGUUAAGAGGUCCAAUAAGAAACAGCAAGCUGUCAGUGAAGAAAUUCAUUGUCGGUUCUUUGAUCAUGUCAAGACCGGGAUUGAAGAUGUUUGUGGACAUUGGGGUCACAACUUUUGGAGAGAUAAGUUCAAGAAGUUUGAUGACAAAUAUCUACGAAAACUUUUGAUUCGGGAAAACCAACCCAAAUCCAGCAUUGUGUCCUUGUAUAAAAAGCUGGAAAUAAAACAUGCCAUCGAGAUGGCAGAGACUGGGAUGAUCAGCACUGUUCCUUCUUUUGCAUCACUAAACGACUGCCAUGAAGAAAAAAUAAGGAAGCUUACUCCUGGUGAAAUGGAUGAAAUCCGAGAGAUACUCUCCAGAAAUCUCUAUCAGAUCCGCCAACGAACUUUGUCCUACAAUAGACACAACCUGACAGCUGACACAAGUGAGAGACAAGCCAAGGAGAUCCUGAUCCGCAGGCGGCACAGCUUACGAGAAAGCAUCCGGAAGGACAAUAGCUUGAACCGGGACCGCAGGGCUUCCACUUCAACCUCCAGAUAUUUAUCCUUACCCAAAAAUACAAAACUUCCAGAAAAGCUACAAAAGAAAAGGAAAAUUUCCAAUGCAGGUGGCAACAGCAGUGACUCGGACACAGACGCCGGGACCACCGUCCUCAAUUUGCAGCCCCGAGCAAGGCACUUUUUGGCGGAUCAGUUCUCAAAGAAAUCUCCCCAGGUCUUCUCGAUGGAAUGGAAGAACGAGGUCAAUGUUGAUUCUGGCCAAGGGCAUCCCUGCAGCCCCCCAGAACCCCACAGUAAAGAGGGGGGCACCAAGACCCCAGGUGUGCUAAGGCAACCACUUCUCUCCAAAGGCCAGUUGGGCUUGGUGCGGCAAGACAGUGUAACUGAAGGUAGUCAGCCCCAGCCACCACCCAGGCUGGUCCGGAGGGCAUCAGAGCCUGGGAGCCGGAAAACCCGAUUUGGAAGUGAGAAGCCUUAAGGGGAAAUCGCCAACACUGACUUGGGGGUGCCAGGCCCAGCAUAGCUGUGCUUGUUCCUCUGCAUCCAGACAUCUGUGCAAUCUGCUGAAACCCUGUGCAUCUAAACACUUUCUUUGGGUGGUAGAGUCUUGCCAUGGGUUAAUGGGAUGAACACUUUUUUACCCCCAGAAGAAAAUCAAAGAGUCUCAUAAAAGUUCUUUUAUGACUUCUUGUUAGCAGUUGGAUCCUUUGCUGGCCUCAAGGGAAUAAACAACCCCCAUCCCCAAACAUGUGCCUUUAUGAACUUGAAAUUUUUGAUGCAGUUGUGUUGGUGAAGAUUUUAAUAUAUACGUGUAUAUGCCUCAAAUUUUAUUUAUGAAGAAAUGAACGUAUCUGUCAUCUGUUUCGAAGUGAAUGACACUAAAGAUACCAAAAGCAUCUCUCCAUGAGGUCCUGGGCAUCAGCCUCAGAGUUUCUGAUCACUGCCAACAGGAAAAAGAAGAAACAGCCAAGUGUGGAGGAAAGAAUCGUUAGGGAAACGGUUUCAGUAUGUAGCCACAUAUUGAAUCAGAGUAUCAGAGAGCACACGGGAAGCCCUGCUGUUGCUAUGUAGUAAGGAGAGUCAACUGGUUUUCAGUUAGUUGCUUAUUCUGUUUUGUGUUAGGGCUAACAUGGGGAUCCUACCUUCCAUUUUUCUAAAUGGUACAAUCAGGAGAGUUGGUUAGGUCACGGGAGCUACAGCUUAUGGCAUCUGACUGACUUGGUGGCAGCUCUUGAGGAAGCUUCUCCUUGGGCCUUGUGGUGUGUGGAGAGGGAGGGCUGUGUCUGCUUAGAACAUGUAGACAGGUUUUUAUAUUGUGCAAUACUGGAAGAAGGAGGCAGGAGAUUCCUUUACUUACGUACCCAUCUGUGACCACCUGCCUGAACAUCUUCCUGUUGAGUAUUUUAGAACUUGAUUUGAAUGCAGGUUAGACACUGCAAGCAGACAAGGUUGAAAAUUUAUAUAAAACAGCAGCCCCAGUGUUUAACAAAUCAAGAGAUGUCAGGUUUUGAGUUCUAUUCAGGAAGCACUUUGGAGAACAUGGGAAUUUUACUUUUUUUUUUUUUUUUGCAUUAGUCUGUAAUUUGUUACCUCUCUCCCUUCAAUAAAGUAGGACUGGAAAUUAUUCAGAUGAGAAUGAAUUCUACCCACUGGGAAAUUUUUUCCAAGUGCAUCAGAGAGAUUAGGAAUAGAACAUAAUCAUUAAAGAUGAAUAUUUGAAUCUGUGUCUCUUAAACUAUAGCUUUCAUCAACCUCUUUGAAACGAGUAGAAAAGGAUUCUAGAUUUCUGGGUUUGAUAUAAAAUACAAGCAUUCCCAGAUUUACACGGGAGAGACAGCAAAAGAUACAAGUGAAUACAGUGUUAUUGAUGGGGAAACAUAAGUAAAUUGAAAUAAAAAGAUACAGUACUUUAGUACUUUUCCCUCCUCUAUUUCUCACCCUUUCCUUCAACUCUAUAAAUGUUGAAAAGUAAAUCUGUCCUUUAUUCUCAGUUGUCUUAGAAUCUUGGGUGUGAGACAGAGGGAAGGGAGACUCAUAAGGUACAAGUUCAUAAAGAGCACAAUCUUUUCCCGAACUCUCCCAAGUUGAUCAGUUUAAAGCAGUGCAGACAUUAUUGGCUUAGUGUCCUGUGCCAAAAUCUCUAUUUUAAAUAUAAAUAUUUAUAAAAGAGUAUACAUAUAUAUAUUUCUUUUGCUGAAAAUAAAAAUGCCUUUAAUUUAGACUUCUAUUAUAGGAAUUUGAUUCAUCAAAGAGGUAUAUAUGUAAUUUUGAAAACAUCAUGAGGAAAAUUUCUAAAGUUGUGGUAUAUAUAUAUAAAAAGCACCGUAAGGAAAGCGAAUUCAAAAUAAAUUUCCUGAUUCCCUCUCCCACUUCCUAUAUUAAUAUUGUAACAAGGCUAACUUUCUGAAACUGAGGAGAAAACACAAAGUUUUUAUUAUCAAUUCUUGUUAAGCAAGUAGACCAAAUUCAGAAGGAAUCUGGAUGACACUGUGUAAAUUUCAAAAGAGGAACACUUAAUGUCAUUUUUUAUUUAUCAUCAGUGUAUGUUUGAUUUUAUUUGUUGAAUUACAAAAGCAAUGGAAAAAUAAAUUUGACUUGAUUUA
Erinaceus europaeus (western European hedgehog) is the source of this 4998-nucleotide messenger RNA. It is a transcript of the gene SLC9A2, whose product is annotated as solute carrier family 9 member A2. The transcript has 12 exons. Gene Ontology annotation, biological process: sodium ion transport; proton transmembrane transport; regulation of pH. Bases 438 to 2873 code for a protein of 811 amino acids. Gene Ontology annotation, cellular component: membrane. The record is from RefSeq and is a predicted model, not a curated record. Gene Ontology annotation, molecular function: sodium:proton antiporter activity. NCBI's taxonomy places the organism in Eukaryota, Metazoa, Chordata, Mammalia, Eulipotyphla, Erinaceidae.